GAGCCACACACGCUAAUAAUAUCCCGCCUCGGCGCUCAGUGUAUGAAGUGGAUGGAGUAUGAGUCGGAUCGCUGAUGAAUGCUAAACUUUGCCGUUUGCUGUAUAAUUAUUCUUCUGUUACGGGUGUUGUGCGUCUUUUCAAAAAGAAUGAGAUUAUAUGCGACGAUUAUAAACUAGUAAAAGCUGGAGCGCUUGAUUGGGAGAAAAGCAGCCGUAAGAUUCACAUGAUGAGCCACACUGGAAAGAAGCUAUCCACCUGUACCCAGUGCGGUAAGAGUUUCACAGGACCAUCACACCUUAAUAAACACAUGAGGAUCCACACUGGAGAGAAACCAUACACAUGUACCCAGUGUGGAAAGAGUUUUACACAGUCAUCAAACCUUAAUGAACACAUGAAGAUCCACUCUGGAGAGAAGCUAUUCACUUGUACCUGGUGUGGAAAGAGUUUCACUUUAUCAUCAUAUCUUAAUAAACACCUGAGGAUCCACACUGGAGAGAAACCAUUCACAUGUACCCAGUGUGGUAGGAGUUUUAUACGAUUUUCAUCGCUUAAUCAACACAUGGUGAUCCACACUGGAGAGAGACCAUUCACAUGUACCCAGUGUGGUAAGAGUUUCACACAGUUAUCAAACCUUAAUAAACACAUGUUGAUCCACACUGGAGAGAAACCACACACAUGCACUCAGUGUGGGAAGGGUUUCAGAACAUCAUCACACCUUAAUCAACACAUGCUGAUCCACACUGGAGAGAGAAAACACAAAUGUGAUCAAUGCGGUAAAACAUUUAGGAGGGGUCCGCUUCUGAAGGCUCAUCUAAGAGUUCAUACAAAGGAGAAACCGUAUUCGUGUUCUGUGUGUGGCAGGAGUUUUGCAGCGCAGUCAAAUCUCAGCCUACAUCAGAAGAUCCACACUGGUGUGAGAGAAUUUGUUUGCUUUGGGUGUGGGAAGACUUUUAUGACAGCUGGGCUUUUGAAGCGGCACCAAAGGAUUCACACUGGAGAGAAACCGUACACGUGUUCGCACUGCGACAGGAGAUUCAGUCAUUUGGAGACGCUGAAAAUACAUGAGAGGAUCCACACUGGAGAGAAACCGUACGCUUGUUCACACUGCGGCAAGACAUUCAGUCAUUUAGAGACACUAAAAGCACAUGAGAGGAUUCACACUGGAGAGAAACCGUACAGGUGUUCACACUGCGGCAAGACAUUCAGACAGAUGCAAACCCUGAAAGCACACAAGAGGAUCCACACCGGAGAGAAACCAUUCUCAUGUACCCAGUGUGGACAGAGUUUCACACGUUCAUCAAUCCUUAAUGAGCACAUGAAGAUCCACACUGGAGAGAAACCAUACAAAUGUACACAGUGUGGAAAGAGUUUUGGACAGUCAUCAACACUGAAAAAACACACGAUGAUCCACACUGGAGAGAAACCACACAAGUGUGAUCAUUGCAGUAAGACAUUUUUAAGGAGAUCACAUCUGAAGAUCCAUCUAAGAGUUCAUACGAAGGAGAAACCGUAUUCAUGUUCUGUGUGUGGGAAGAGUUUUACACAGGUGUCAAGUCUUAAAAACCACGAGAAGAUCCACACUGGUGUGAGAGAGUAUUUCUGCUUUGAGUGUAAGAAGACUUUUAAGACAACUGAAGAUUUGAAACGGCACGAGAGGACUCACACUGGAGAGAAACCGUACACGUGUUCACACUGCGACAAGAGAUUCAAUGAGAUGGGAGAUCUGAAAAAACACGAGAGGAUCCACACUGGAGAGAAACCGUACGCGUGUUCGCACUGCGACAAGACAUUCAGAGAGCUAGGACAUCUGAAAAGACACAAGAGGAUUCACACUGGAGAGAAACCGUACACGUGUUCACACUGCGACAAGAGAUUCAGUUAUUUAGGUAACAUGAAAGCACAUGAGAGGAUCCACACAGCAAAGGAGAAAAGGUUGCAAGCCUAGGAACACCAUCCCAUCUGUGAAGUACGGGGGCGGCAGCAUCAUGUUGUGUUGGACUGGUCCACUUCACAGCAUAGAUGGCAUCAUGAAGAAUGAACAUUAUGUAGAAAUACUGAAGCAACAUCUCAAGACAUGUGCGUGAAAAUUAAAACUUGGCCACAAACGGGUCUUCCAAACAGACCAUGACCCUAAGUGUAGUGCCAAAUUAGUUCGAAUGUGCUUUCAAGAGUUCACAUUUAGAUAUUGCUUGACAACUGUUAGCAGGUUUGUCCCGGGAGAGAACCCUGAGCUCUGAGUAGGGUUGUAACGGUAUGAAUUUUUCACGGUAUGAUAA
Messenger RNA from Danio rerio (zebrafish), 2277 nucleotides. The record is from RefSeq and is a predicted model, not a curated record. Lineage: Eukaryota; Metazoa; Chordata; Actinopteri; Cypriniformes; Danionidae.